This is a messenger RNA of Cucurbitaria berberidis CBS 394.84, 841 nucleotides long. RefSeq names its product GAF domain-like protein. Gene Ontology annotation, molecular function: protein binding; L-methionine (R)-S-oxide reductase activity. The record is from RefSeq and is a predicted model, not a curated record. The coding region runs from base 122 to 664 and encodes 180 amino acids. Gene Ontology annotation, cellular component: cytosol. The transcript has 4 exons. Lineage: Eukaryota; Fungi; Ascomycota; Dothideomycetes; Pleosporales; Cucurbitariaceae.
ACAAUACUCGUUAUACAGCCAAUCGCAGCUACAACUGAGUCCGGGUUCGACCGGGGAGAAUCAUCGUUUGUGCAUUGCAAGGGUUUGAGACAAUAACAUCGCCAGCAAGUGCAUCGUAAGCAUGGUGCACGCCGAUUCAUCCGCGUUCGCAGAUGGCUUGAGCAAGAAGGAGGUGUACGCACAAGUUCUAGAACAGGCGAGACUGUUACUAGACGGCCAAAGAAACUGGCCUAACACCGUUCCUUACAGCAACUUCUCAAACACCGCCGCCCUGCUCUGGCACGCCUACCACUCUCUCCCCGCGCCUUCAAGCCAUGUCAACUGGGCAGGAUUCUACUUCAAAGACCCGUCGAACCCUUCUCGGCUUCUUCUCGGUCCCUUCCAAGGCCAAGUAGCAUGCCAGACGAUCGCCUUCGGGCGUGGCGUUUGCGGAACGGCGGCACAGGAGGCUAAGACGCAGUUAGUCGAGGAUGUGGAGACGUUUCCGGGCCAUAUUGCGUGCGAUGGGGCGUCGAAGAGUGAAAUCGUUGUUCCUAUUGUUAAGGAUGGGGAGGUGCUAGCGAUCAUCGAUAUUGAUUGUGCCGAGUUGGCUGGGUUCACAGUGGAGGAUCAGGUUGCCUUGGAAGAGUUGGCAGAGCUGCUUGCUCAGUCGUGCGACUUCUGAUGGGAAAGAAGCCGGGAAAUGCAGGAGAAUAUGAAUGCCGCUCAGCCCGAGCACACAACACGCCUCACGAUGGUCCACUGAGGUGCUCCGCUCUCCAUUUUGGGCUCACGAAGGCGCGUAAGGCAGGUUGUCGCGAUCGGGGACUGUUACGGCAGCUCCCCUUGAAUUUUUGAAACA